Fusarium sp. VM40 is the source of this 1695-nucleotide messenger RNA. The record is from the annotation of a GenBank genome assembly. NCBI's taxonomy places the organism in Eukaryota, Fungi, Ascomycota, Sordariomycetes, Hypocreales, Nectriaceae.
AUGUCGGACGAAAAGGUCUCGGCUGCCCCAGAGGCACAGCACACUGAGGGACAUCACUACAGUGACCCUUCAAAAACACACGCGAAUAUCGUCGACAAUGCUCGUUCCGCUGCUGCAAAGGAGCAGAAGAUGACCCUCAUGCAGGGUAUCAAGCUGUAUCCCAAGGCUGUUGGAUGGAGUGUCCUUAUAUCUACCUGUAUUGUCAUGGAGGGAUUUGAUAUCGUCCUCGUCAACAACUUCUAUGCUUUCCCUCAGUGGAACAGAAAGUACGGAACGCUUCAGCCUGAUGGCUCGUAUCAAGUUUCCGCAGCCUGGCAAGCAGGUCUGAGCAAUGGUGCCAACGUCGGCUCCAUCAUCGGUCUCAUCCUCAACGGUUGGCUCUCCGAACGAUUCGGUUAUCGAUACACCAUCAUCGGCUGCCUCAUCUGGCUCUCCGCCUGCAUCACCCUCUUCUUCACCGCUCAGAACGUACAAAUGCUCCUCGCCGCCGAAAUCCUCUGUGGUCUUCCCUGGGGUAUCUUCCAGACCAUCUGCGUCACCUACGCCUCCGAAGUUUGCCCCAUCGCCCUCCGAGGUUAUCUCACCACAUAUGUCAACUUCUGCUGGGGUCUCGGACAGGAAAUCGGCAUUGGAAUAUUGCGAUCCAUGAUUGGUCGAACUGAUCAGUGGGCUUACAGAAUCCCAUACGGUCUGCAGUGGAUCUGGCCUCUACCUUUGAUUGUGGGCUUGUGGCUUGCUCCCGAGUCUCCCUGGUGGCUUGUUCGCAAGGGUCGUGUUGAGGAUGCUAAGAAGAGUCUUCUGCGACUUACCAGUCUCAACCGUGAGACCGAAUUCGAUGCCGAUGAGACUGUUGCUAUGAUGGUCCACACAACUGCUCUCGAGGAGAAGCUCACCGGCGGAAGCUCAUAUCUGGAUUGUCUGAAGGGUGUCAACCUCCGCCGUACUGAGAUUGUCUGCAUGGUCUGGGCUAUGCAGAACCUUAGCGGUAACUCGUUCUCCAACUAUUCUACCUACUUCCUCGAGCAGGCUGGUCUGUCUGCCAAGCACGCCUACUCCUUCGCUCUCGGCCAAUAUGCUAUCAACAUGAUUGGUGUGUUUGGCGCCUGGGGAUUGAUGUCCGCUGGAAUUGGUCGUCGUACCCUGUACCUCUACGGACUCUGCGGUCUCUGCAUUGUUCUGUGUGUUCUUGGUUUCCUCGGUCUCGUUCCUGAGGCUCAACGUGAGAAGGGUGCGCUUGCUACCGGAAGUCUCAUGAUCGGAUGGGCCGUCGUUUACCAGCUAUCCGUUGGUUCAGUCGCCUAUUCACUGGUCUCAGAAUUGCCUUCUAGACGCCUCCAGAUCAAGACUGUUGCUCUUGGCCGCAUUUUCUAUGGAAUCGUCGGUAUUAUCAACGCUAUUCUGUCUCCCUACAUGCUCAACCCUACUGCUUGGGACUGGAGCAACUACACCGGUUUCUUCUGGGGUGGCAUCUGCUUCCUCUGCAUCAUCUACACUUACUUCCGCCUCCCCGAGCCCAAUGGUCGUACCUUUGCCGAGUUGGGUAUUUUGUUCGAGCAGCGUGUCAGCGCUCGCAAGUUCGCUACUACCAAGGUCGAUGUCUUCCACGAGUCUGUUGAUGACGAGGUUCUUGAUCGACUUGCCAAGGCCGACCACCCUACAGUUGAGACUGUUGAGAAGGCCCCUGGAAGCAAGUAA